This is a messenger RNA of Cyclocybe aegerita, 486 nucleotides long. NCBI's taxonomy places the organism in Eukaryota, Fungi, Basidiomycota, Agaricomycetes, Agaricales, Hemipholiotaceae. The record is from the annotation of a GenBank genome assembly.
AUGUUUGCAAUUCCUGGGUAUGGGCCCACAACCAUCACCCACAGCAAAUACGUUGAGCUCAAUGGUGAAGAUGCGAAGAAGCACAAGAAGAUCUGCAUCAACAUCACAAACAAAGAAAACAAGUCCAAGAUCAAAGGGACAAUAUUCUGGUACUUCGCUGAAAAACACAACCAGAAAGAAGUCAUUAUGUCCUACAAAUUGGAGACGCCUUUCACUGGUAUGAUGGAAGAUAAAAUCAGCUUGUUCCCUACUUCCAUCACGAGCCCUUACCGGUACCACUUGGAUCAGUUUCUGCAUGAAGACACUCUUGGUGGUCAGGGACUACUCGGAUUUGCUGGUCAAGAAGAUCUGGGACUGCUGAUAAUUAAAUUCCACGACGACUUCAGAAUGGCUGCUGCGGUCAUGGAGAAGCACUCCAAUUUUCGUGGGUCUCUGUCCUCUGUUAUAGGGUCUUUGGCUCACUUUACUUUCGGCUCCAGAGUAUGA